UCUCUAACCUCACAGACCAGUGCUGCACUUCAAAUGGACGCGUUGGCCGUUCCAGCCGACAGACCAAAGGGAUGGUACCUUUCCCUCAUGGCCCCCAACACAAAAGGACCAACGUUUGCCUGGCUGGACCCAUCCAGACUCUACUGCAACUCCCAAGCUCUUGCUGACUGCGUGAAAGAUAUUCUGAGUCCGUUCCACAGCGACACCAUUGACCUGGUUGCUGGUAUAGAUGCAAUGGGAUUCAUUCUUGGGGCAUCUGUUGCCACCACUCUUGGAAAAGGUUUCUUGGCCAUCCGUAAAGCGGGUCAUUUGUGUGUCAUGACCGAAAGUGAGAACUACACGGACUACACAGGCAGACAAAAGAGUAUGGAAGUCAGGCUGGAUGUGCUAAAACCAGGUGUGAAGGUGCUGUUGGUGGACCAGUGGAUAGAGACCGGCGGCACGAUGAAGGCUGCCAUCCAGCUGGUGGAGAGGCUGGGAGCCGCAGUCGUAGGCGUAGCAGCCGUCGCCAUCGAGAACACAGAAGGAGGGAAGUGGAUUAAAGAAAACUACAAGUUCUCUCACUGCAUACCUGAAGAGCUGCAGCGCCAGAUCGAUGGGAAGCAUCUGGACUCCUUCAAAAGUUUUAACCAGUAAACAUGUUUCCCCUGGAGCUCAAGAAAAAGACGAGCAGAGACGUCUUAUAAAAUGGACAUGAACACUUUAAUUUGCAGAUAUGCUGUAAAUCUUCAAUGAAACAAUUAAUAUAAUGGCGAUUUAAUCGUACCUAUUUUUAAUAUGUGAAAUUGUUUUUCUGCUUUGUAAUAUAUUACUAAAAAAAUAAACCACAAGACCCUUCACUUACAAUCCGUGGUAAAUGUUCCCACACACAACCACAAUGAAACAAAUUGGGUCCCUGGUUUGAUUGUAAACAGAGCGUACCAUCAAGUAUCGUUACAAAACUAGUUUCAGUCAGAGUGAAAAUAAACCGUCACUGUUUUCUUGCCUUUGCAAGCCACUCGUGAAGAGAAUAAGUCACAACUUGAUAACAUA
Molecule: messenger RNA, 1032 nt
Organism: Cololabis saira (Pacific saury)
Lineage: Eukaryota; Metazoa; Chordata; Actinopteri; Beloniformes; Belonidae
Exons: 5
Coding region: 34-636 (200 amino acids)
Molecular function (GO): adenine phosphoribosyltransferase activity
Source: RefSeq, a predicted model, not a curated record